Molecule: messenger RNA, 1032 nt
Organism: Fusarium mangiferae
Lineage: Eukaryota; Fungi; Ascomycota; Sordariomycetes; Hypocreales; Nectriaceae
Exons: 1
Coding region: 1-1032 (343 amino acids)
Source: RefSeq, a predicted model, not a curated record
AUGGACGUCCUACUCAACAGCACUGGGGAUCUUCCAGCUGCAAAGCACUUUCCUAUCAAUCCUCCCAGCACAAUAAAGACACGCGCUCACACAAGUCGAAACCACUUCGUCCGCGCCACAGCAAAGCGCCAGUCCCAACACAAAGGCGCCAACCUGUGCCGCGAGACCGGGUUUCCCUGCACGACUUCAAGUUUCGGAGAGACGCACUGUCUGCGCUGUGGACAACAGGAUAGCACAAACACAAACGGAGGCGCGCGCCGUCCCCAGCUCGAAAAGAUUCUACAUUACGAGAUCUCGACGGGGAAUUUGCAGCGCGCGAAUCCACGAUGGACACACGUCCAUCGGAACCGCAUCGCCCGGAAACAUGACCACUCCAGUCUUGGUGGUUCUUCCGAUGAGGUCGAGGGGAGAGAUCUUGCUAACAGCAGGAUCUCUCUGCCUGUCGACCGCUUUCGACUCGUGAGGAGGCCUACGCUUGAGAGGGAGGAGGCAUUCCGUGAUGCUUCGACUGCGAGGGGGAAUGUGUACCUUGGACGAAAGAUGCCCAUGACGGAGGAUGAUGAAAUCGCUGAGCUGUAUCGCAUGGGCCUGCUGUACGACGACGAGCAGGUUAGGGGCGAGGGCUUCAGCCUUGACAGUAUCAAGCACGAGGAGCCUACCUACUCCAUCCGCCCAGCCAAGCAGUCCCGCAAGAAGCGCGCUCAGAGCUUCAGCUUCAACCAGCCGCUGCAUCUUGAUCUCUCCUUCACAGACCUCGGCGGCUCCCAAGCCAUCGCCCAGAUCCUCUCCUCCGACGACACAGCCCCCUCUGCCACGCCAUCACGCACAUUCGCUCCCCUGCGCGUGAUAUACGAACUCGACGGUUCAAACCCCUCCUUCGACGUGGAUACCUCUCAACCUCCCGACUUGAUCUCAGAUUAUGACUGUGUUUCAGACAGUGAACUCGAUGAUUUACCCUCUCAGCGGGAAUUUCUAGAUAGUGCAGCUACGCCUGGUUCGGAGACGUGGGUGGUGCUAGGUGACGACUCGUAG